AUGGUCCCAGAGCCGGGCCCUAUCAACAAUAGCACCCCAGUCUGGGGGCCUGGGCCACCUCCUGCCCCAGGGGGAAGCGGCUGGGUGGCCGCCGCGCUUUGCGUGGUCAUCGUGCUGACAGCGGCCGCCAAUUCGUUGCUGAUCGUACUCAUCUGCACGCAGCCUGCGCUGCGCAACACGUCUAACUUCUUCCUGGUGUCGCUCUUCGCGUCGGACCUGAUGGUGGGGUUGGUGGUAAUGCCCCCGGCCAUGCUGAAUGCACUGUAUGGGCGCUGGGUGCUGGCGCGCGGCCUCUGCCUACUUUGGACCGCCUUCGACGUGAUGUGCUGCAGCGCCUCCAUCCUCAACCUCUGCCUCAUCAGCCUGGACCGCUACCUGCUCAUCCUCUCCCCGCUGCGCUACAAGCUGCGCAUGACAACCCCGCGUGCCUUGGCGCUCAUCCUGGGUGCCUGGAGCCUUGCGGCGCUUGCCUCCUUCCUGCCCCUGUUGCUGGGCUGGCACAAACUGGGCCACGCUCGGACACCUGCCCCCGGCCAGUGCCGCUUAUUGGCCAGCCUGCCUUUUGUCCUCGUGGCGUCCGGAGUCACCUUUUUCCUGCCCUCAGGUGCCAUCUGCUUCACCUACUGCAGGAUCCUGCUGGCUGCCCGCAAGCAGGCGGUGCAAGUGGCCUCGCUCACCACGGGCAUGACUGGCCAGGCCCUGGAGACCUUGCAGGUGCCCAGGACCCCACGCCCAGGGAUGGAGUCCGCUGACAGCAGGCGUUUGGCCACCAAGCAUAGCAGGAAGGCCUUGAAGGCCAGCUUGACCCUGGGCAUCCUGCUAGGCAUGUUCUUUGUCACCUGGCUGCCCUUCUUUGUGGCCAACAUAGCUCAGGCCGUGUGUGACUGCAUCUCCCCAGGCCUCUUUGACGUCCUCACCUGGCUUGGGUAUUGUAAUAGCACCAUGAACCCCAUCAUCUACCCACUCUUCAUGCGGGACUUCAAGAGGGCCCUGGGCAGGUUCCUGCCAUGCAUCCACUGUCCCCCGGAGCACCGGGCCAGCCCUGCCUCCCCCUCCGUGUGGACUUCCCACAGCGGUGCACGACCAGGCCUCAGCCUGCAGCAGGUGCUGCCUCUGCCUCUGCCACCGAAUUCAGAUUCAGACUCAGCGUCAGGGGGCACCUUGGGCCUGCAGCUCACAGCGGCUCAGCUUCUGCUGCCUGGAGAGGCAACCCGGGAACCCCCGCCACCCACCAGGGCCACCGCCGUGGUCAACUUCUUCGUCUCAGACUCUGUGGAGCCCGAGAUACGGCAGCAUCCACUGAGUUCCCCCACGAACUGACCAGGUCAAGAGCUGGUCAGUGGAGAGCCACAUUCCAGAGAACUCAGCCCACUCUCCCUCAGCCUGGGAAGUGAGCUCCAUGAGGCAUCCUUGGCUAACCCCCAUCUUCUGCUACAGGCCCCUUGACAUGAGGAGUGAUCAGAAACAGCUCUGUAUGAAGAGUCACUUGUGGUUUGUGUAGUGUGGCUGAGGGACUUGGGGAGAUGGGUCAUUUAGUUCAGGCCAGCAGGUAAGCAACCUGUUCUUGGUCCUUUCUUUCUUGGUAGGUGGAAAGAAGGCUCAUCUAGAUACUCACCCAGUUUUUGUCUGGCCCAAUCCCCUGCUAUCCAAAGUGCCAUUCUUGGGAUACUGGGGCUCUCAUGGGCCUUGGGGAGUUUAUUCAAAGUGCCCCCGCUUUCUACUGAAGAUACACUCAGUCAAAAUUGUAUGUUUAUGAGCUUUCCCACAUAUACAUUCGCUGGACACUUUGGACCUGCCAGCCCCUAGGAUGGGAACUGUCACACUAAAGAGCACCUUAGGCUGGAAGCCGGGCAGCCAGAAACAUGACCUUUUCAUCAACUGCCUAAGGCAGCUUGGAGGCUUAGCACAGGUCUCAAGGGGAGAGACAAUGUAAAUGGUGUGCCCAGCACCUGUGAGGGGUCAGGAGGUGGUAAAUUCUGUUGCUUUAACCCCUGGUCAGCCAGGGCUUGGCUCUGGUAGAAGGCUAGCAAGGCCCGCUCCCUCUCCCCCUCCUUCCCUCUCUACUCUCUCCUUCCCUCCCUUUUAUUUUUUUCUAGGGUCUCAUAUAGCCAGGCUGCACUCAAGUUCCGUGUGGCCAAGGAUGGCCUUGAACUUCUGAUCCUCUUGCCUCUACCUCCCAAGUGCUGGGAUCACAGAUGUAUCGCACACACCAGGUUUAUGCAGUGAUGGGGAUGGACCUCAGGGCAUCAUGUGGUCUAGGAAAGCACUCUGUCAACUGAGCUGUGUCCCCAGUGCCCUUUCCUUUCUGCUAGGACAACCUUGCACACACUAGGCAAGUGCUCUCUUCGGAACCACACCGCAGCCCCACUGUCCUUUUCCAGCCUUGAUUUCCAUACCCUAACUCGGGCUCCCAGCCUUCUUGUUCUGAUGGGUGGGGGACCCCACCACUCAGGACCCUACUAGUCCCAUCUGCUGUUCUGACUCUUCGACCUCAAGGGCAGGCUUCCUCCAUCACGGGCUUCCCAGAAAGGAAGCAGCUGAUGGAGGCGGACUCAGUUCCUCACCCUGCCUCUUUGGGUCCUUCCUAGGGUCAUUGAAAGAAAGGACAGCUGCCUGGGUGGGCAGAGAACAGUCGAAGAGGAAUGUCCCUGGCUUGGGGGUGAAGCUGCAGACAAGCAGGAGGGGUCCGGCUUGGGCUGGGCUUUUGUGGGUAAGGGCAGGGGACCCUUGGCUCCAUGCUUCUUCUCUCUGCUGAGUUCCUCUUAGGUCCCAGGUCUUUAUUCAAGCCCUUAGGUUCCAUCAUCCCCAGCUCCCAGGCUGGCCCAGCGUGACCAGGAGCUCUCCUUGGUGCUGAUCAUACUCAAUUGGGCCCUGGCAGCAGGGUUUUGGUGCUUGCCUGGGUUUCUCCUCCUCCAGGCCUGCCUGAGGGACUCAA
This is a messenger RNA of Chionomys nivalis (European snow vole), 2935 nucleotides long. It is a transcript of the gene Htr6, whose product is annotated as 5-hydroxytryptamine receptor 6. The transcript is spliced from 3 exons. Gene Ontology annotation, biological process: G protein-coupled receptor signaling pathway, coupled to cyclic nucleotide second messenger; chemical synaptic transmission. NCBI's taxonomy places the organism in Eukaryota, Metazoa, Chordata, Mammalia, Rodentia, Cricetidae. Gene Ontology annotation, molecular function: G protein-coupled serotonin receptor activity; neurotransmitter receptor activity. The record is from RefSeq and is a predicted model, not a curated record. The coding region runs from base 1 to 1320 and encodes 439 amino acids. Gene Ontology annotation, cellular component: membrane; dendrite.